AUGACACCUUAUGCCCAGCAUAGACCGUAUAAAUACAGCUGGGGGUGGAGGACAAAUCCCAUAGAACAAGUGAUGCAAUUCAGAUAUCUGGGCAUAGACAUAUCAAGUACCCACGACCCAGUUAAAGACCUCAGAAGCCAAAUUAACAAAGCAUCCGCACUAUCAGGAUACCUACGAGAUAUAGUCUGGUCCGACCCGUACAUGCGCAAAGAUAGCAAAGUUAGAAUCUGCAAGACUUGUAUCAGUCCCAUUAUGACGUACGGCAUGGAAGUCCGCGAGGACACCAACAAGACGAAACAAAUGCUGAGGUUGGCCGAGAUGAAAACAUUGAGAACAAUAGUGGGGAAAACAAGAAGAGACAGAGUAAGAAAUACAGAUGUCAAAGAGCAAUGCGGGAUACAAGACAUUGUGAGAUGGGGAAGACAACGUAAGAGGCAGUGGUACAACCAUGUAAGACGAAUGGACGAGAACAGAUUUCCGAGAAUAGUCCUAGAAAACGACCCGCCCGGCUCAAGGCCUCCCCAGAGACUACCUAAAAGGUGGAAAGAUAGUUGGCAAUCCACCUCUCAGGAAAAGAUGCAGAGGCAGCUUCACAAUUAA
Diorhabda carinulata is the source of this 600-nucleotide messenger RNA. RefSeq lists its product as uncharacterized. The coding region runs from base 1 to 600 and encodes 199 amino acids. Lineage: Eukaryota; Metazoa; Arthropoda; Insecta; Coleoptera; Chrysomelidae. The transcript is spliced from 2 exons. The record is from RefSeq and is a predicted model, not a curated record.